Messenger RNA from Pogona vitticeps (central bearded dragon), 1129 nucleotides. NCBI's taxonomy places the organism in Eukaryota, Metazoa, Chordata, Lepidosauria, Squamata, Agamidae. The record is from RefSeq and is a predicted model, not a curated record.
UGGACCAGAAGGGGAAGUGGAAAGAGGAGGGGGAAGAGGCGAUGGAGGAGCUGCCUUUUUGUCCCGAGGAAGAAGUGGAGGUGAAAGUGUUGGCCUUGUCUCCACGCUGCUGGACCAUCUCUCCGCUCUGCUACCUGGAGGAGCCGGACAGGUUUUUCCCACCAUCCCUCAGUCAGCGCUUGGUCAAGUUUGCUGACUUCUACACACAGAGCCAGAGCCGCUUCGGGCUGGAGCACACCAAGCCUCGGCGUUUACAGUGGACAUGGUUGGGCCAUGCAGAGCUCGAGUACCAGGGCCGCAUCCUGCACGUCUCUACCCUGCAGAUGUACAUCCUUCUGUGCUUCAACCAUGCUGAGGAGGUUUCUGUGGAGACACUCUUGGAAGCCACAGGCCUCUCUCCUGUCCUCCUGAGGCACGCACUGAAACCUCUGACAAAGGAAAAUGGGGUCCUGACACAGAAUCAGAAUGUCCUAACGCUGAACCAAGGGAUGUUGCUCCAGCUGCCUGGCCAACACUUGCGGCUGUUGCCCAAACCAGCAUACUUGAAUGGGGAACUGGAUGAGGGCAUCCGUGCUCUGGAGAGGAAGAGGAACACUCUUUGCGGCCUCAUCCCCCAGAUCCUGAAGGACAAGGAGAUGCACAUUGACAAGCUGGUGUUCAAGGUGAUGGAGGCCUACCAGAAGCAGGAGUCUGGCUCUGCUCUCAAGCCCCUGAGCGCCGACUCCUGCAGCAGCGCUGACAUCUUGGCCUGUGCCCAGCACCUCCUGCACCAGGGCUCUAUCCAGCGACGGGAAAGCUGUCCACAGCUCUUGGAACACGUCCCUGCAGAGCCCCCAACCCCAGCACUGCCAAAGGAUCAGCCUCCGAUAGCCUUUCAGACUGUGCAGAUCAAGAAAGGGCCAAGCGUGCCCUGUGUGGGAAAGAGACAGACAUUUUCUACAUUUAGGUAGAAAUGGGGCCUGCUUUGCAUCUACGACUGUCCAGGGGCCACGCUUUAGGAGGUGGGAGAGAAGGGGCCAUUCUUGGCUCUUCAAGACUCUGGCUUCUCGUGGCUGCAGCUAGUCCGAGGAGCACUCGGUGGUCUAGCAGUGCAGCCGCUCUCCAUUGAGGAAAGGACACUGGCAUUGCA